GUUUCAAUGACUCACUUUUCUGAGAAAGUUGUUUUCGCGUAGACAACGUAAAAUUAAGUAACGAAAGUUUUCCCCUUAAAAAUCUGCGACAUCCUAUAGUUUUAUUUCAUUUUUCAAACGCCAUUGUUGACAUUGAGUAUUAAUCAAAAUCAAGCUUUCCUCCCCCGCGCUGUUGGAAUUGGGCACUGUCGUCGGGGAGAGAGUGAACAAAGAAUAAUAAUAAAAUGAGUUUUCUGUUUGGAAGCCGCUCGUCAAAGACGUUCAAACCCAAGAAGAAUAUACCAGAAGGAACUCAUCAAUAUGAUUUGAUGAAACAUGCAGCUGCUACACUUGGAUCAGGCAAUCUAAGGCUCGCAGUUAUGCUGCCAGAUGGAGAGGAUCAGAAUGAGUGGGUUGCUGUCAACACUGUUGACUUUUUCAAUCAGAUCAACAUGUUGUAUGGCACCAUUACCGAGUUUUGCACUGAAGAGAGCUGCCCUAUCAUGUCUGCCGGUCCAAAGUAUGAGUACCAUUGGGCAGAUGGCCAAACAGUUAAGAAACCCAUCAAGUGCUCGGCUCCAAAGUAUAUUGACUACCUCAUGACAUGGGUGCAAGAUCAGUUGGAUGACGAAAAUCUAUUCCCAUCCAAGAUUGGUGUUCCAUUCCCCAGAAACUUUUUAUCAAUAGCAAAAACAAUACUGAAGCGCCUUUUCCGUGUCUAUGCUCACAUUUAUCAUCAACAUUUCCCUGAAGUUGUGCAGCUUGGGGAAGAAGCACACCUCAAUACCUCUUUCAAACAUUUCAUCUACUUUGUCCAGGAAUUCAGUUUAAUUGACAGAAGGGAGCUGGCUCCUCUCCAAGAACUAAUUGACAAGCUUGCUAACAAAGAAGGAAGAUGAAUUACAGUUGUUAGAGAAUGUGUUGUUGCAGCCACCUCAUAUCAUAUUUUUAUUCAAGAGGCCUUGAACCUGUCAACUAGAAUCUGCUGUCAACUUGUUGUAUUUUCACAUGGAUUUAUACGUAGGAUCUGCCCCUCCAUCAAUGCCUCUAUGGCAUCUCUCUAUCACACACAUAUUCGAUUGAUAACUCCCCCUAAAGUGUCACCUGAAGGAUUAUCCUGUAUUGCAAAUUUAUCCUAUUAUUGAUCGUCACCAGGUUGUUUAGGAAAGGUGCAUGAUCCGGAAGAAAAUUUCAAGUGCUAUUGUCCAUAUUAUUAGUGAGAACCGGUAAUCAGGUCAUGUUUGAAGAAAUCCUAGCGCAUAUGAUUUCCUUGCUGCUUUUAUGAUGGCGUUUUUCUCACUUUUUUACGAGGAAAUUCCCCCUAAAAGCCGCCCAUCCUUUACUCCUCCUGUUAGUGUCGGAUUUUCGGUGAGACAAUUUUUUUUUCCAAUAUUAUUAUAUAAAGUAAUUUUGCGCGCAAGGUAAGAACGGCCACGAAAAAGUUCUUGUUCAUUGUUUGUUUACUUGUAAGUGUAAAUAAACAAGUCAUGUAAAUAUAUAUCCAGACAUCGGUA
Molecule: messenger RNA, 1493 nt
Organism: Daphnia magna
Lineage: Eukaryota; Metazoa; Arthropoda; Branchiopoda; Diplostraca; Daphniidae
Gene: mats
Product: MOB kinase activator 1B
Exons: 5
Coding region: 225-878 (217 amino acids)
Biological process (GO): hippo signaling; positive regulation of protein phosphorylation
Cellular component (GO): cytoplasm; nucleus
Molecular function (GO): protein kinase activator activity
Source: RefSeq, a predicted model, not a curated record